Hypanus sabinus (Atlantic stingray) is the source of this 1592-nucleotide messenger RNA. It is a transcript of the gene sox7, whose product is annotated as SRY-box transcription factor 7. The transcript is spliced from 2 exons. Gene Ontology annotation, biological process: regulation of DNA-templated transcription; anatomical structure morphogenesis; cell differentiation. Lineage: Eukaryota; Metazoa; Chordata; Chondrichthyes; Myliobatiformes; Dasyatidae. The coding region runs from base 90 to 1175 and encodes 361 amino acids. The record is from RefSeq and is a predicted model, not a curated record. Gene Ontology annotation, molecular function: DNA-binding transcription factor activity, RNA polymerase II-specific; RNA polymerase II cis-regulatory region sequence-specific DNA binding.
CAGUGAUUUAAACCUACUUGCUUUUUACACAAGUUUCAAAAAGUUGUACGGAUUAUUUUUUUUAAAUCAAAGCAACCCAAUCCACAGUGAUGGCUACAAUAGGGAGCCCAUUCUCGUGGUCAGAGGGUUUGGACUCUCCUGCUGGGGAAGGCAAGCCCAGGGUUGGACUCACAGCUCACGAAUCUCCAGCCAGAAACAAAGCUGAGCCACGAAUCCGGAGACCCAUGAAUGCCUUCAUGGUCUGGGCUAAGGAUGAGAGGAAAAAACUUGCCAUCCAGAACCCCGAUUUACACAAUGCAGAACUUAGCAAAAUGCUGGGCAAAUCAUGGAAAGCCCUCACUCCUUCACAGAAACGACCUUUCGUCGAAGAAGCUGAAAGAUUACGAGUGCAGCACAUGCAAGAUCAUCCCAAUUACAAAUACAGGCCUCGGAGGAAAAAACAGAUCAAACGACUGUGCAAACGUGUGGACCCCAGCUUCCUGCUCAACAACUUCCCCCACGAUCAGACUCCCGUUCACAGUGGAAGAAUUUGUAGGGGGCCUCUGGAGGAGGAAGAGGAUAAAGGCUAUCUAGCAACCUCGAGACUUCCUGCAAUCAGCAGAUUCAGGGAUGCACAGAGCACAAAGAAUAACUUCGACAACUAUGGGCUACCCACACCCGAGAUGUCCCCUCUAGACGUAGUGGAUGCUGAUCACAGUUUCUUCCCAGCUCCGUGUACGGAAGAUUCUCCUUCUCAGAUGAAUGGAGUGAUCUAUCAGUCAGAAUACAGCCAAAGCCCCAUUCAAUGUGGAAAUCUCAAUCAGAUCUCUAUCCCCCAAAACAGAUCUCCCAUCAUGCACCCUUCAGUCAGCCACCCUCCGCCGCCUCCUUAUUAUAACCGAAUGCAACAUCCAGCCUUCCAGCCCAUGAAUUCAAGCACUUCAGUCCACCUUUCUCCCCCACGGGACCACCAUCACCUAGAUAACCUGGAGCACAUCAGCCAGGCUGAGCUGUUGGGGGAAGUGGACCGCAAUGAGUUUGAUCAAUAUUUGAACACCUCCAGUCAACUGCAUCAAGCAGGGAUGGUAAUGAGUUCACAUUUACAUGAUGUGAGUCCAUCGGGAGGCACAAGUUCAGAGAGGAGUCUAAUUUCAGUCUUAGCUGAUGCUACUGCAGCAUAUUAUAAUGGCUCCUAGUCCCAAUAUUAAUGCACUAGAACUUUACUGGCCAAUAACAGUAUUACUUACAAAGAUCUUUGGAAUGGAAAUAUCCUCAGGGUUUUCAAAUGAACCAGUAAUAACUUUCAUAAAUGAAAAACAACCAAAAUAUUUAUGCUGGUUUGAAAUCAUUUUUGUUUGUAAGGUGAAAUAUGAAACUGAUAAAGUACUUUAACUAUUUGCUUUCCAAACUUUAGUCUGAUAUGUUUGUGCUUGUAAAGAGCUUGCAAAAUGUGUUUAAGAAUCCAAUGACUGUUUCAUUUUUUUUAUUCCAGUUGGUUAUUGUAAGCCUUGUGAUUUCAAUUGUUUGCAAACUGUUUUACUGGUUUGAGAAAUUUUAAGUGAUUAGAAUUAUUACUGAAUAAAUCACAAAUUAUGCUUCCAAUAAAUGUUUUA